Hyaloscypha bicolor E is the source of this 645-nucleotide messenger RNA. RefSeq lists its product as uncharacterized. The coding region runs from base 1 to 645 and encodes 214 amino acids. NCBI's taxonomy places the organism in Eukaryota, Fungi, Ascomycota, Leotiomycetes, Helotiales, Hyaloscyphaceae. The record is from RefSeq and is a predicted model, not a curated record. The transcript has 2 exons.
AUGACGCAGCAAAUAAGGACCGAGUUCUUGAAUGCCACGCAGGAUGCAUUUGGACACCUGGAGUACGGUGUGAUUGGUGGCACCGCCUUAGCGGAAUAUGGCAACGUGCGGACGACGUCAGAUCUAGAUGUCAUGGUUCCGCACAAUAUAAUAGAUGUAGUAGAGGGUCAUUUACUCCGCCAUGGGAUGGUUCGCACGGCAGAGCGAGGAAUAGGCUAUCUAGCUUCCGAUGGGAAUUGCUAUGGUCUCGACAUCACAUCAGACAGAGCUCUUGGCCAGACAUUCCGAACGACACGAACUCAACAUCGGGUCAUGCCCGUCGACUUCCUCUUGAACUCAAAAGCCUACUCGUAUAUAACCCGCGUUGGCCCUGACAUGCAGCAGAAAAAGGCAAGCGACGCGCAGGAUAUAAUUUUUCUCCUGGAUUAUAUGAGAAGAAACGACCACGUUCCAGAUAGACAGCAUUGCCGAUGGGUCGUUGACCAUGACUUCUGGACUGCAUUUUGUGGCAGUUAUCGUGGUGCAGAGGAGCGUUUUCAGAGACUUGGUUUGCAGAGAGAUCCAACACCUAGUGCGAGCAACCGUGGGACGAGGAAUUCAAGCAUGGAGAUCCGUCGAACUAGUAGGAGUAGUAGUAACCAUUGA